UCCGCCACCCACAGCCUGGUCACACUACAGGUGAUGCUUGUGGAAAUCUGCUCGAUGUAGAGUUUUUAUUUUGGAAAAUUCCCGAAACCUGAGGCUGGAACGAAGUCGUACCUAGCACAAAGCCGAUCCGAAGCACAAACCCUCAAAUAGCAACCAAUUCCGAGACAUGGCCGACGACUGGGAAUCCGCUGCGGACAGCGAAGUGGUCAUCCGCCCGAAUGCCGUUAACAGUGUUAACAAGUGGGAGGGAGAGGACGACGACGAGGAUGUUAAGGAGAGCUGGGAGGAUGAGGAGGAGAAGAAGGACGAGGAGAAGCCCACGAAAACAGAACCUCCAGCCAAGCCCAAGCCGAGUAAGGCGCUGAAAGCCAAGUUAGAGGAGCAGGCGCGACUCGCGGAGGAGGAGGAGGAGAAACGAUUGGCCAGCAUGACCGCCGAGGAGAAAAUGGCCGAGAAGCUGAGGCUGCAAAAGAUCCAGGAGGAGUCGGACUUCAAGCACGCCCUGGACGCCUUCGGCGUGACGAGUACGAGUACUGGCGGCCUGGACGCCUUCAAUCCGGAAAGCAAAGAGGAGUUCAAGGAGUUCGGUGCCACGCUCAGCUGGAAGGUCGGCCAGUACCGCGAGUCGCCCCAUUUCCCGCAAUUCAUCGAGGAUCUGGUGCGGGGGUUAUGCGUGAAUCUGAGCGCCGCUGACAUCAAGAAGGUCAAGAUGAGCGUGGAGGUUUUGCACUCUGAGAAGCUCAAGCUGGAGAAGGCGAACAAGAAGCCCGCCGCCAAGGGCAAGGGAAAGGCCACGCUUCGCACCGAGAACGACGACAUUGACGGCUACCAAAAAUACGGCAAUGACUUCACCGACGACUACGACGACUUCAUGUGAAUAGGAUCUAUAUAGUAGCCCGCAUAUAUCUAAUUAUUGAAUACAUAUAGUUGCUUGUUGAAGAGUUCUUCUUGUUAGAAAUGCUGCGCAGGAAUUUGAGUCCUUUGUUGAAUUUAAAAAUAGCAGAACCUAUAUAAAUAUGUAUAUAUAUAUUUAUAUGACCGUACACGAAAUAUACACACACACACAGAGUCAAGUCAGGCAAUCAAGAAACCUCAAUUUCGAACGAUUUCGAAACACGCAACACCAAAACUGAAGGAUAUUUAGGUAACUGUAAAAAAGGAAACUAUCAAAUUAUGGCAACCCAUACAUAUGUCGUACUCGGAAUGGCUUCUUGUGUAAUAAUUCACUUUUGUAUAAAGAAUUAAAAGUACAGAGCGAUAUUAAACGAUAAA
Drosophila kikkawai is the source of this 1272-nucleotide messenger RNA. RefSeq names its product eukaryotic translation initiation factor 3 subunit j (gene eIF3j). Gene Ontology annotation, molecular function: translation initiation factor activity. Lineage: Eukaryota; Metazoa; Arthropoda; Insecta; Diptera; Drosophilidae. Gene Ontology annotation, cellular component: cytoplasm; eukaryotic translation initiation factor 3 complex. The record is from RefSeq and is a predicted model, not a curated record.